Chenopodium quinoa (quinoa) is the source of this 732-nucleotide messenger RNA. RefSeq lists its product as uncharacterized. NCBI's taxonomy places the organism in Eukaryota, Viridiplantae, Streptophyta, Magnoliopsida, Caryophyllales, Amaranthaceae. The transcript has a single exon. The record is from RefSeq and is a predicted model, not a curated record. Bases 1 to 732 code for a protein of 243 amino acids.
AUGGUAGAUCAAGCCAAAAAUUUGGACGAUUACAUAUCCUCUAGUGACAAAAUGUUUCAUGGCCUAUUAAAUCAUGAAAAGAUGCUUGAGAACCACAUCGUUCAACUAGCUAACCCCUUGAAAUAUUGUGCUAGCCCAUCUUCUUUACCCUCACAAGAAAUUGAUCCUAAGGAACCGGUUUGUUCUAUCACCACUAGGAGUGGUAAAUUCCUUGAAGAGAGUGUUCCUAGGAAGAGUAAGGAGGGUGAAGAGGGGAGUGAUUCGAGCAAAGAGAAUAAGCAUGAAGAGUCUAGCAAGAUGAGUAAGAAAUCUAAUAAAGAGCAAAAGGAGAAGGAGAAGAAGAAAGAUGAGGUUUAUAAGCCCAAACUUCCAUACCCCCAAAAGUUCAAUAGGUACAAAUUGGAUGAGCAAUUUGGACAAUGUAUUGAGAUGCUGAAGAAAAUUCAUCUUUCUAUUCUUUUCACCGAAGUCUUGGAACAAAUGCCAAAUUAUGCUAGGUUUCUUAAGGAAAUUUUGAGCGGUAAAAGAGAUUGUCAUAUGGUGGAACCGGUGAAUUUGGGGGAGUGUUGUAGUGCCUUUAUCCAUAAUGACUUGCCCCAUAAGUUGAAAGACCCCGGGAAUUUCUCCAUCCCUUACCAAAUCAAAGGAAAAUUGUUCCAAAUUUCCCUUUGUGAUCUCGGUGCUAGCGUGAGUAUCAUGCCUUAUUCCGUCUUCAAGAGACUUAAGAUAUAG